UUAGCUCUACUCUCAAAGACAACUUCAGGUCACAACAAAAAGCACGCAUUAAACUAAAAACAACUCCACUAAACAAUGGCUAAGUGAUAUUCGCAGGAUUUAUUAGAUCUAAUACCGGAUUCAUAAAAGUGUACUUAUUUAAUUUAAACGCAUUGCUGUGUAUUCGUUUUGUUGCAUAAUAGUCGACCUUCAUAGGUUAUUGAAUCUUGCAGACAUCACAUCAUAUCACUUGGUGUUGGUUGUGAUUUGCACGUGUGUUGCCGUUAUUUUUCGCUACAAGAACAAUAAAUUUACUAAACCGAGCCGCAAUGGCCGGAAUAAAGGCGACAGAAGAGCAAGAAAAUGGAAAUAAAAGUGAUAGUUGUUCCAAUAAAGGUGUAAAAGAUAUCACCAACGGCCAUGUUGACAACAUGAAGGAUAAGAUUCUUGAAAAGGAAUCAAAGGAAGUGCAGGAAACUUGUGAAGUUGAAAAAGGUGAAAAUGGUGAAAAGGAAGAUGAGAUGGAUGAUGGAGAAAAAGAUAAAGAAGUGCUACUUAUCCAAGAUACUGGAUUCAAUAUUCAAAUAGCUGCUCCCAACUUAGACCCCUUUGAUCUGCCAGUGAGUUCAAUGGAGCUUGUUCAAGAGAUUCACCAGGUAUUGAUGGAUAGGGAGGACACCUGUCACAGAACCUGCUUUUCUCUCCAACUUGAAGGUGUCACCAUGGACAACUUUUCUGAACUGAAGGCCAUUGAAGGACUUAAAGAGGGAUCUGUUAUCAAAGUUAUUGAAGAGCCUUACACUGUGAGAGAAGCUCGUAUUCAUGUUCGUCAUGUAAGAGACUUGAUGAAGUCUGUGGAUUCGGCUGAUGCUUAUAAUGGUGUUGAUUGUGCUUCAUUAUCGUUUCUCAACACUGUUACCCUUGGCGACAUUAUGGAUAAAAAACGUAAUAAGCCUGAUUCUGUGGACUGCACACCACCUGAUGCUAUCAUACCAAGCUCCAAAGACAGGCCACUUUUGCCUCUACAUCCUGGAAUCAAAGAUCUGAAGGGGUCUCGUUGUUUAAAAGUUUUAACCUAUAGCGGCUGGAAUCCACCUCCUGGUAAUAGAAGAAUGCAUGGUGAUUUGUUGUACCUCCAUGUUGUGACCCUUGAAGACAAACGUUAUCACAUCACUGGCUGUACCAAAGGAUUCUAUCUCAAUCAGUCAACUGAAGAUGAGUUUAAUCCAAAACCUGCCCAGCCCAAAUAUUUAUCUCAUUCUUUAAUCGAUCUUCUCAAUCAGAUCAGCCCUGCCUUUAAACGUACUUUCUCAAGUCUGCUAAAGAAACGUGGCCAGAAACAUCCAUUUGAAAGAGUCCCUACACCCUACCAGGUUUACUCAUGGAUGGGACCACAGCCAGAUCAUCAGGUUGAUUAUAUCAGGGCUGAAGAUGCUUUCUCUACUCGCUUGGGUUACGAGGAACAUAUCCCUGGCCAGACAAGAGAUUGGAAUGAAGAAAUUCAAACUACCAGAGAGCUUCCAAAAGGAAAUCUGCCUGAAAGGCUCAUUAGAGAGAGGGCUAUUUUCAAGGUACACAGUGAUUUUGUUGCUGCUGCGACACGAGGGGCAAUAGCAGUGAUAGAUGGCAAUGUCAUGGCCAUUAACCCAGGAGAAGAUGCUAAGAUGCAGAUGUUCAUCUGGAACAAUAUUUUCUUCAGUCUUGGCUUUGAUGUAAAGGAUCAUUAUAAAGAUUUUGGCGGGGAUGCUGCAGCUUAUGCUGCUCCUAGCAACGAUCUUCAGGGUGUCAAAGCUUACUUUAACCUAGAUCCUGAUAACCUGUAUACUCUAGGCACUGUUGUUGUUGAUUAUAGAGGGUAUCGGAUUACAGCUCAGUCUAUUAUACCUGGUAUACUGGAGCGAGAACAAGAGCAAUCAGUUGUCUAUGGUUCUGUUGAUUUUGGCAAGACUGUAGUCUCUAAUGAGAAAUAUAGAGAAUUGUUACAAAAAACUGCAGCUGCUCUGAAAAUCAAGUCUCACAAAGUACUAAAUAAUAAAGAUGAAGAAGUAGAACUGUAUUCUUCUAUUGAAUGCAAGGGUAUUAUUGGGAAUGAUCAGAGACAUUAUAUACUUGACUUGUUGCGUACUUUCCCUCCUGAUGCUAAUUAUUUACCAGUUGAAGGUGAAGAGCUGUCCGAGUUUAUGAGGAACCAAGGCUAUCCUAAAAAACAUAGACACAAGCUACCUUGUCUGAGACAAGAACUUAUUGAGGCUUUCCAUGAGAGUCGUUACUUGGCUUUUGUCAAGCAUGCAGCACUACAUUUUCAAGCACUACAUAAACAACAAAAGAAAACAGAGGAGAAACCACCACUAACCAAUGGACACAGCUGUGAUGAGAACAAAAAUGAGAUUGAUGAAGAAAUAACUGAGGAAGCUAAAAAACUAGUUGAGACAUUUACAGCACAGGAUUCAGAUGCACAAAAAACAGUGGAAGAUGAUACAAGAGAAGUUGUGAGAAAGGCAACUCAAGCAGCUGGUUCCAUUUCUGAGACAGAAUUUUGCAUUGCAUUCAACCCAGAUGUCUUUCAGCCUCAUGUGAAGCAUUUAGAUCCUGACAGUGAAACUUACAAAAAAGAAAAAGAACUUGUUAAGAUGGCAUCACAGCAUAUCGUUUCUCACCAAAUUCCUCUAAUGAUUACAGAUUUCCUUGACCAUACUUCUUCACCUGUUGAUGGAAUUACCUUAACUGAAUCCAUGCAUAACAGGGGAAUCAAUGUUCGUUAUUUAGGAAAAGUUGCUGAAUGCCUUACCAAAUAUCCUACUUUGUCAUAUGUUUAUACAAUUGCUGUUAGUGAAUUGAUUUGUCGAUCUGCCAAACACCUUUACAACCAUUUUAUGCAAGGUGUGGAUAUGAUGAAUACAGCAGCGGCCAUAAGCCAUUUCUUAAACUGCUUUCUCGGCUCAUACCCUAACCCCCACACACAAGUUAUGGCUGAUGAGAGCAAAGCUGCCAAGCGUAAAAGCAAAAGGAAAAAUAAGCACAGUGUUGUUUUUAGCAUAGAAAACACAGAAUGGUCUUCUGAAACCCCAAAGAGUUUAUGGAAGAAAAUUGCUGGUGAAACUGAUGAAUAUUACAGCUAUACACUUGAAUGUGAUGGUAUUGACAGUGCCUUAGAACAAUACAACUGCCAAAGAGUCGCCUUGCUCCGUUCUAUUUGUUUGAAAGUGGGAGUUCAGAUACAGUUGAGAGAAUACAAUCUAGAAAACAGAAGUCGACCUAUAUUUACUGAAGAUGACAUUGUCAAUGUUUUCCCUAUUGUAAAGCACAUCUCACCCAAAGCAACAGAUGCAUUUCACUUUUUUUCAAGUGGACAAAACAAAAUCCAGCAGGGACUUCUCAGGGAGGGCUAUGAACUGAUUAGUGAAGCCCUUAACUUGCUCAACAAUGUUUAUGGUGCUAUGCACCCAGAGAUAGCUGCUUGUCUCAGGCUGCUGGCUAGAUUAAAUUACAUUUUAGGGGAGUUUGGGGAGGCCAUGUCUUAUCAGCAAAGAGCAGUUUUCAUGAGUGAGCGUGUUAUGGGAGUUGAUCAUCCUAAUACCAUCACAGAAUAUGCACACUUUGCCUUGUACUGCUUUGCGAAUAGCCAAGUGACGAGUGCCUUACGACUGAUGUACAGAGCUCGCUAUUUAGCUAUCAUCUGUCAUGGAGAAAAUCACCCAGAAGUUGCUCUCAUUGAUAGCAACAUUGGUCUCAUCCUGCAAGCUGUUGAAGAGUAUGAUUUAGCUUUACGUUAUUUGGAACAUGCCCUUCAACUUAACAUCAAAUACUUUGGAGCAGAAAGUCUGAAGACAGCCAUGACAUACCACCUUGUAGCAAGAACUCAUUCAUGUCGUGGAGAUUUCAGAUCAGCUCUGCAAAGUGAGAAGGAAGCUUAUGCCAUAUACAAGGCAAAGCUGGGUGAGAACCAUGAACGUACUAAAGAAAGUUCUGAAUGCUUAGCACAUCUGACAAAGCAGGCCGUUGUGGUACAGAAAAAGAUGAAUGAAAUAUAUAAAGGGGAAGUAAACUCCUCGUUACCUCCAAUACAGAUCCAGCCUCCUUCUCUUGCUGGUGUACUAGAGACAUUGAAUGUCAUAAAUGGCAUUGUUUUUGUUCAAAUCAGCCCAGAUGAGCUUGAGAAGUUUAAACAAGAAAUGUCAAAGCAUCAGUCAGCUGAAGAGAAUAAGGAAGAUGCAAUUGAAAAUGGAGGUGAUGGGGACAAACCAAAACUGAAGGAUACCACAGCAGACAGCACAUCUGAGGAUAAAGUUUUGGUCAACGGUCAUGAUGAAAGUAACAAGAACAACAGUAACACUGUGCCAGUAGUUAUUGAAGGCAUUGCCCUGGCAUAAGUUAUGUAUAAUAUAAUGGGGAAUAAUUCAGCUAUUUCUUAUGUUUUCUAACAUUGGUCGAGUACUUUGAGUGAAUUCUUGUUACUUUAUGAAACGGCUUUGGUUAUGAUGGGGAUCAAACAGUAGAAAUUUUUUUGUACAAUGAAUAUCGUUUGUAGAUACCAUUGUCAUUUUUUUUCCCAAAAAAAUAUUUGUCUUGGUUAUAAUCAUUUUUACAUUCAAGAUGGGUAUUCAUUAUUCUUCAUCAUUAAAUAAGCACAAAUCUCAUGGAAUAUUUUGAUCAUAGGUUUUGUUUUAAAGUCUUUCUUGAAUGUACUUUUUAUAUCCAUUUUCUUUCUACCCUGUACCUUGGUUAUUAAAGCAAAAUUCUGAAUUUUGUGAUUUAUAAUUCUUCACUGGCUGGUGAAACAAAAGUAUUUGUUUUAUAUAAUCAAAUAGCAAAGCUAACUUAUAGUAAAUAAUAUUUGUGCUUGAGCUAUUCGAUAGUUAGAUAAUUCCCUAGCUGUAGAUCAUUCCUUGUGUCAGUAGUUGUUUUUUAUUUUUUGUUAUUUUGUUGAGAAUUAUUUUAUUACAAUGUUUCAUUUGAUAAGGUAAAAAGUAUUUGUUAGCCCUUUAUGAUUUCACUAAACAGCCUGAGAAAAGUGUCUUCAUUUUUGAACAUUCAUUGAAAUUUAUGUAAAUAAUUAACAAAAAUGUAACACUUGUAUUAAGUGUUAAUAUCUAUCACAAAUGCUAUAAAACAGAUUGAAAUAAUUUAUAAUUAUGCUUGGUAUUAAACAAUUAACUUGGAUCAAUGGUUUCUUGACACUUGUUGCAAUUAUAACAAUUUAAAUGCCAUUAGCUAACAAAAAUUAACUCCAAAUGUGUGAUAAUUAAGUUUAAAGAACAAUCAUUGAUUUGUAAUUUAUAUUGCAAUAAUUAAUUGCAUAUGAUCGGUGCAUAUUUUGUAUACAUUUAUAACUAAAGCAUGAUUUUCAUAAUAUACUUGAACAUUAUGGAGCUUUUGAUUGUGUGAAUUUGUACAUUGUCAAAAUCUCAGAAACCAGUUUCUUAUAGACCCUAACAUUUGGCAACAUAACAGGCAUGAACUUGCCUGUUAUCUGAAAUCCACAAGUCAUACAAACUAUGGGAGUCUCGACUAUUAGAUGUUGGACAUAUUUCCGCCCUAAGAUUUUGUAUAACUGUUUUUGCACAUUUAAAGUAAAUGUGUUAAUUGUUUUGAGCAUAAUGUUGUAUUACUACAUGUUAGUAAUCUCACAUUACAAUAAGCAUUAAAUAAUUGAAGCAAGGCCUUGAACUUUUGCUCUGUUAAAUGACAGAAUUUAACAAAAAAUUCAUUUUAUUAUUACACAAGGUAUUAACAAUUACCGGUUGUAUUUGAAUAACAUUACUAUUAAGAUUUCACGAUUUUCUUUGAAAUCUAAUUUCCUCAUGUAGACAUUCCAUUGAGAAUAGUGUAGUUUCUGGCCUAAAAUUAAAUAAUAAAGUUAGUAAAGUUAUAAACUAAACUACUGCUUAAUUAUGAAACUUAAAAUUUCAUCCUUUUUUUUUAUGACUGCAUGAAGUAGUUUAGAUACUGUAGGCUUAGUUUGUGUGGACUUUAUUUUUAUAUUGUAUGGAAGUUUUGAGUCCAAUCUGCUACUUCAAUCAAAUUGAACCAUUACAAGUGUGGUUUUAAUGUCUUCCAUAGCAUGUGCUUAUAUAAAUUUAAGAUCAGAUCAAAUUUAGAUAAGGUACACGACUCAAAAAUGAUUUGCUAUGUAUUGUGAUCUGCAUAUAACAUACAUUUAUAAAUAUAUCAUUCAUCUUUGUGUGCUGUUUUGGUCUAUUGGUUUGAAUUAAUGAUGAAUAGACUAUGUGAAUAGGUGGUGGUUGUAAAUAGUGCACUCAGCUGUAUUUGAUUAUUAAACAGAAAAUGUAUUGUCUUACAAUUGUUAAGGACAAGAUGUUACUUUUUCUAAGUCUGCAAUUGGUGGCAUAUCAAAUGAUAAAUUUUGAUAUCUCCAUUUUAGGCCUAGUUAAAUAGCUUAUUUGCUUUAAUACUAAGGUUAAUAUACGCAUUUUUUACUGUUACCCUGUUUAAUACCUUAAUUUUUUAUAAUGCAAAAUAGUCAAUGUUUAACUCGUUUUUCUAAUGUAUUGUGACUUUUUCAGUGCUUAAUGAGUAAUAUAAAUAUUCAUUAAAAUUCAGUUUUGUUACUGAAAAUUCUGCAGUUUUUCAUUAUCUUUUUGGUUGCAUUCAUUUACGUUUUGGUUUCUUUCAUCCUACAAGUGGUAAUUUAUCAAUUUCAUUUUCAAGUACUGAAAUUAAGAUUUAAGCACUGAAAUUGAUCAAUAGGUAAACAUUAAAACAUGUUAAAUGUUAAUAAAUUAGACACUAGUGUUUACCAUAGUAGCAUUAAACAAUCGAAAUGUUAACAAAUUUGAGGUGUCUGUAAAAUUUUUGCUACAAGCACAGCACUGAAAGCAUAUACUUAGAAAUGAAGUACAUUUCUCAUGGAUUCUCAAUUGAAUUUUUUUCCUACAACACAUUGAAUGUAGUGACACAGUGAAAUUAAUGCUGUGAUCAAUUAGCCUUUAGAGUUGUAUGUUGUGUGGUAGUGCAUGCUCGUCGAACUGGCGGCCAGCCGCAGCGGCAUUAUUGUGAUUAAAGAUUGUACAUUUUA
Messenger RNA from Physella acuta, 7015 nucleotides. RefSeq names its product clustered mitochondria protein homolog. Gene Ontology annotation, cellular component: cytoplasm. Gene Ontology annotation, biological process: organelle organization; intracellular distribution of mitochondria. Gene Ontology annotation, molecular function: protein binding; mRNA binding. NCBI's taxonomy places the organism in Eukaryota, Metazoa, Mollusca, Gastropoda, Physidae. The record is from RefSeq and is a predicted model, not a curated record.